AUGAGCGACGCGACAACAGUGGGUAGCGAACAUGGCGGUAUGGCGCCCCCGCGUUGCCGGCUCUUAGAAUUGCCCGGAGAACUUCGCAAUCGCAUCUACGUAUGUGUUCUGGAAGGUACUUCAUGCCGAGUGCGGCCCAGGCCGCCUCCGUAUCCACUGCGACUUGCUUUCCGCACACCGAGUCGCACGUUGCACUGGUCUUUGCUGAAGAGACAGUCGCUCGGGUUGACGCAGACGUGCCGCAAGAUUCGAGGCGAGUUUCUGCCGCUACAUCGAGCGCAUGCACCCGUCAAGCUGCAGAGCAUGCGGGAGCUGCAAAGAUAUAUCUCGGAUUUCUUUGUCUCGGCCGCGGCAGCCUGCGGCCAGUGCUCUUUACGUCUCCCGUUGAAGGAACAGGCUCACGACGUGCUGGCACUUAUUCGCGCUCUGGACAGUGCACCCGGCCUUUUGCUGCACUGGACAGACAUGCCCCGCUGGGACCGUACCAACCUGGCGGCGCUUAUCGACGUAAAAGGUAAUCGGGUCUGGGGGGAGUACGUCAACCAGUUUGUCACUGGUAUAUGGUACUACGGGGAUCUGUCCGUUUACUACCAGCUGGUCGUCGAGCUCAAGGACACUGCCGCAGAGCCGUGGAUGCUGGAGAAGAGUGGCAGCAACAGUGCUCGUCAAGACGAUUCGGUACACGAGAACCGACCCCACCAGAAGUCUGAAGCCGUUAAAAAGUGGCUGGAAAUGGUUGGGCUUCAGAACAUCGACCGGGAUCUCGAUAGCGUCCAAAUUCAAGUCGCGGAAACGGAAAAAAGCGCCGUUUGUCAAACGAACACCACCUGA
Messenger RNA from Exserohilum turcica Et28A, 831 nucleotides. RefSeq lists its product as uncharacterized. NCBI's taxonomy places the organism in Eukaryota, Fungi, Ascomycota, Dothideomycetes, Pleosporales, Pleosporaceae. The coding region runs from base 1 to 831 and encodes 276 amino acids. The transcript has 2 exons. Gene Ontology annotation, molecular function: protein binding. The record is from RefSeq and is a predicted model, not a curated record.